Messenger RNA from Paramuricea clavata, 14635 nucleotides. The record is from the annotation of a GenBank genome assembly. Lineage: Eukaryota; Metazoa; Cnidaria; Anthozoa; Malacalcyonacea; Plexauridae.
AUGGCCACUUCUAUGGCUACAAAUAUCGUUGCUGAUGGGUUCACGAGCAAAUCAAGACUAAAAAACGCCAAGGUACGUCACGAAAUAUCUCUCAAACUACAAACGCCGGCCAUGUUGUAAUAUUAUACCUUAUUGUUUGGCUUCGAAUACGCGCUUAAAUCUUCGAUUCUCUUUCGGUUUUUAGGUUAAAAAUCCACCAAAAUGCGGAGCCUUUAAAGAAAGACCCGCAGCCAAAACAAGCUUCCGAAAAUUUUACGAAAGAGGCGAUUUCCCUAUCGCUCUAGAGCACGACACAAAAGGCAACAAAAUUGCGUGGAAGGUCGAACUUGAGAAGCUGGACUACCAUCAUUAUCUGCCGUUGUUCUUCGAUGGUCUGCGAGAAACCGAGCACCCAUACGAGUUCUUUGCGAGGCAAGGCGUUCAUGAUAUGCUAGAGCACGGAGGACAGAAGAUUCUGCCUGUUGUCCCACAGCUUAUAAUUCCUUUGAAAAGCGCCUUGAAUACAAGAAAUCACAAAGUCGUGUGCACUACUUUGAAAGUACUACAACAUCUGGUCGUCUCGGGGGAAAUGGUUGGCGAAGCGCUAGUGCCUUACUAUCGCCAAAUUCUGCCAAUUUUAAAUAUCUUUAAGAAUAAAAAUAUAAAUUGUGGGGAUCGCAUCGACUACAGUCAACAACGUCGUGAAAACAUGGGCGAUCUUAUCCAAGAGACACUGGAAAGUUUUGAACGCACUGGAGGCGAGGACGCUUUUAUAAAUAUCAAAUAUAUGGUGCCUACAUACGAGUCCUGUAUGUUAAACUAAUUUAAAACGAAACUGUAUAUUAGGACGUGUAUUGUAUACUCAACAAUGUGAAUAAACUGCUUUUAGAAGUUUUAUAUAUAUAUAUAUAUAUAUAUAUAUAUAUAUAUAUAUAUAUAGAUAUAUAUAUAGAUAUAUAGCCUAGACCCUAGUAAUUCAUAUAUUUUAUUCUAAUGUUUCUGCGAAAUGCGAUGUAUUAUAUGAUCAUGUUCUAAGAAUCUAGUUAUUUUUUAGAUUUUGGUUUAACGCAUGUAGACUGCUUGAACAGUAAACAGUAUGUUUUGAUGUUUAAAAAUGAUAAAUAUUUUUACGUAUCUAUGUUUGAUUUAUUUGGUUUCAUUAUUAAUUAAUGAUGCUACAAGCUGUUUUCACAAACACCCGGAUAUUCCGUUUAUAUACACAUUGAAUAACGUCGGUCCCAGAACUGAUCCUUGUGGGACUCCAUAGCUUAAGCCUGGUUCACAUUGAUCGUAAACAUCGGCAAUGCCCAUUGUCGGUGGUCAUUGAUGCAUAAAAUGUUUUGUGCAUUUUCUUCUUCGUUGCUCACAGGCAAUGGAUCGUAGAACAUCGCGAUCAAUGUGAACCAGGCUUUAUACUUCCCUUCAAACAUUAAUUAUAAUUCAUAAGUUUAUUGGCAAAUUAUGUCAACCAUAAUAUGUCACGUGAAGAGACUUUAGUCUUUACUGAUACCUGAUAAAACUCAUCUUCAUUAGUUUCUUUAUACAAAAGUCCAUUCUAAUCCAUAAUCUUUAUAUAAAGGUUUCGCACCAUAUUUCAUAAGCUUAUUUAGGAGAACUUUACGGUUUAUCAGUAUCAAACGCUUUCCUAAUAUGUCAUGGCAACGAACAUAUUUUGCCUUAAUUUUUUCACACAUCGUGCGGGUCCUCAUGAUUUCUAGAGGGGUGCUAGACUUUUCUAGAGGGGUGCUAGACUUCCAGAGGGGUGCUAGACUUCUAGAGGGGUGCUAAACAGAUGCGCUUCUGACUGACAGAAAUGUGUUCUUUGAACAUACCUUAUGGCUUUGUACGUUCCUGGCUGCCUUGUUUUAGCAAUACCGAAACGUCUUUGUUAUCGGAAAUAGGCGUAUUCAAAUAAAUAAAUAAAUUCGCUGGCAAUAAUACUUUUCUUUCGCGGAGUAGCAAUAGAGAGUUUGGUAAAUACCAGGGCAACGGCAAUAUGAAUCAACAAUAGCAUUAAUCCUCAAAGACAAAGGCGAAUGUAAAUUACAUGGUCUUAAGCGUUGUGCAAUGCCGUAGUCGGUUGAAACUACUAAACUAGUACGUGAUUUGCACGGUGCAUGACUACGGCAACAGUUAAUUCGUUCGAUGUUAUUUGAGGUGUUUUAUUUGAAUUCGCGGACUAUUUGUACUUAUGGGUACGUUUGAAAGAAACAGGAAUACUUAAAGAGGCAAAUUAAGUGUAGUAACGUAUACUGUGGCUCAAAUACAACAAUAUAAGCAAUUCUAUUUUCGCCAUUGUCGUUGCCGCUCUAGGUUGCCAAACUCUCUAAUGGCGAUAAAAUGAUAACAAGUUUUGUGUUUUUCGAUGUGCGUAACAUCCACAUAAGUAUUUUGUCAAAACUUGAUUCAGUUUGAUGCAGUCAGGGACGCCGGAAAGUCGAUAAUUGGGGGGGGGGGCAGAUAUUCAUAUAUUCAUUUUCUGCAUCAUUUAUUUCCUUUGAAAGCGAUUGUUUUUACAGUCUGUGAACACAAAUAUAUGAAUAUCAGCCCCCCAAUUAUCGACUUUCCGGCGUCCCUGGAUGCAGCAGUUUGGCUUUUUCAAAAAAAUCCGAUAUUCUAUUGGCGGCAUGUACCGCUAUUUGCUUUAACCGAUCUCCUCUACGUACUUUCCAGAAUCGUGUAUUUGAGUCACAUAUGAUUUGAGUGGACGAAAUAUUUUCAAUACACCCCUUCGAUAAUAGGCAAUUCCAGCUUUUAGUUUAUGCGUGCAGGGGACGAUGGGAAGUAAGGUAUCACAUUGCUGAUUUGUAUGCUGAAAAAAUAGAAAUGGUGGCCGUGUAAACACGGAGUGAUAGCUUAUACUUGUAAAUAUUGAAAUGUUUCGGUAGUUUUUAUUGACAUUUUUCAGCAUAAUCAGCACUAUGAUACCUUACUUCCCAUCAUCCCCUGCAGGCAUGAACUAAAUGGAUUGCCUAUUACGUCAUUUGGCCUGGGAGCCUCGCUAUGAAUCGUGAGCCAAUCACCGAGCUGCACUUGGAGCUCCACGAAUCCACGAUCACAAAAGUAUGUGUGACGUUUGUGUGACGUAAUUAUCGAAGGGGUGUAUCUUUCUCGUGCUGUUAGGUUUUUCAAAACUAAACAAUUCGAACUUGGAAGAGAAGCUGUGAAAUAUAUACAAGUGAAGAAGAUUUUAGACGUUUCGCCUCUGGAACCAGGGUAUAAGGUAUGAAGAAAUUCAUAAUGUUCGUCAAAAGUUUUAUUAAAUCAUAUUAUUUUGACCUUGUAAGCCAAUGGUCACUGUAAGUACUUCUGUACUUCAGUGUAUCUUGUGUUAAUGUAUUUGUAUUUAAAUGUCUAACCAUACUCGACCAUAUUUAAAUAUCUAGCCAUAUACUCAACCAUACUCGUGCACUUUUUUAGAACAUUUAAAAAGAGUUUAAAAUUUAAAAAGAAUGGUUUGUUUUUCUUCCCCUACCAGCAGUUGCGACAUCAGUUUUGAACGGUAGAUUGAUAAAAUUUUAUCUGGUUCACCAUUCAUAUCACUAUUAGGACAUUACUAUAUACUAACGCCUUCCCGGCUAAAAUAUUAUAAAAUUUUAGAUUUUCAGUCAACUUUGUCUUUCAUUUUUUGCCUGUAUUAGUAAAUAUGUAAAGAGGAAAUCGCUGGCACUGCCAGAGAUUCACGACAACUGAAACUAAAAUAUGCUUUACGCCUUUAGUCUUUACUUUAUAUAUCGCAUAGUUCUAUCAGUUCUUAUCCUAUGUAUAUACUAAUUCUAAACGCCGUGGCGCUCCAGCGUAGAGAGUUUACAUAAAAUAGCGGCGUUCUGGAUUGUAUAUAUUAUCUGAAAGAUAGAAAUAAAACUCCACGAUUUGAGCAAAGUGUCCAAAGACCCUUCUCAGGAGAUUUAAUAGUAGGCAGAAAAAGUACAAAGAAAACUGCGGGUGUUUGUCAAACUAAACAUGCGAAAUUAUAGUCAGAUAACCGUAAAAUAUGCUGGAAUCAAAUCUUACUAGGGGAAAUGGAGACUGCCUUAGCGAACGAAAAGAAAUAUGACGCCGUUUUGCAAGCAUAUUAAAGAAAUAAUCUAUGUUCAAAUGAGGAACUCAAUAUAGCUGACUAGUCACAAAAUGAUAUGACGUCAUUGUAUCGACGAAGCUCAUUCGAGCAUACGACAAACAUCAAGAUGGCGGUUAUCAUGCAAGGAGUGAGAACUUUUUUCUUUUUUUUUUAUGAAGUUUUCCCUAUGUACAAUUUUUUUUUAUAUAAAGAUAGAUUUCUAAUAAAAAUGUUGGGCUAGGAACCUACCAGAAACCUUUACAGGCCCCUAGUUUUGUUCAUGUUAUGAAAAUUUAUCAAUAUAAUUAUACAGACAUUGUUCAAAGAAUAAAAAAAGUUUUAAAAUGUAUAGAACUAUUUACAAAUUAACGAAGGAAAUGUGAUGUUGAAUACAGGCCGUUUGUUUUUCCUUAAAAGCUUCAUUUAGAAGAAAAUGUUGUUUAAUUUGUUUUUUAAAGGUACUUAACGAAUUUAUACUUUUGAAAUUUGGAUCUAGUUUAUUCCAUAUUUCAACUCCUUUGGUUGAUAAAGUUUCUUUUACAUAAUUUUUCUAUUAUAUGUUCUGUUAUUAAUAUUUAAUACCAGUCAGUGAACUCCAUGUCUUUUAUGUUUAUCCAUGGUACAGUAAAUAGAUUGAGUUCACAGAGAAUUACCAGCAUUUAUACUGACUCUUUUUCAAUCCUUAUUAAUCAGACUUUGUACACAGUUCUUAAUAGUCAGUGAUUUUAGGCCGAGGGAAUUAAAGUCAUGUAGAAUACCGUCCUCCGCCCGCAUGUCCAAAAUGCUGCCACAAAAAAAUCAUUAUUUCAAAAUUUUCAUUAUUUCAAGAAUUAUGUAUACUUUAAAGUUUAAACUAUAACUCGUCGCAGAAGUCAUGUAUUAAGGGUAAAGUCUACCUGUGCGGCAAAACUCCACUCGUAUAGGUACUAUUCAACGCCAUAUAAACCGAUUACCGACGAUGUGUGUGUUCCGAAAGCCUUCCGAUGUGGUCGGCCAAUAAACGUUGAUGAACUACGCAUAUCUAAACUCUUUUCAAAUUUUGAUUUAUUCGCUUUAAAUGAAACUAGACCAGACAAUACCAUUUCGGAUGGCUUAGUGAAUAUUAGUGGCUACGAUAUAUAGUCAGGAAAGAUCGAUCUCGCCGAGGGGGUAGUGUAUGUAUUUACCUUCGCACUUCUAUUAACUAUAAAAUUCGAAAUGAACUAGUUCCUGAAGGUAUCGAAGCAGUAUGUUUGGAGAUUUGCAAACCAAAUAGCAAAAAUUUUAUUGUUGCAUCAGUUGCAUCUGUCUAUCACCCACCAGUCGGGCAGAUUCCACACCUGAGUUCUUUGUUGAAUUUGAAAAGAUGAUCAAAUUGAUUGAUGACGAAAACAAAGAACUGCAUAUCUUAGGACUUAGGGGAUUUAAACUGUAACUUGCUUAAUAUUAAUUCUAACCAACCAACUAAAACCCUGAAAGCUAUAUUAGAAACAUACCAGCUAUCCCAACUUAUUACUGAGGCGACACGAAUAACAGACAUUUCUUGUACUAUUAUAGAUCACUAUAUACAUGUAUAACAUCUAUGCCAGAGAAAAUUAAUUCGACUGGCGUAAUUCAUACGGGAAUUAGUGAUCAUAGCUUAAUUUAUGAAUUAUGGCAUAAGAAAAAUCAAUCGCAUUAUGUCUGCACGCGAAGAGACUAGGAAUGUUGAGGUUAGAAACAUGAAAAGGUUUAGUCCUAAUUCUUUUAACGAGGAUCUUCUUGCCCAGCCGUGGGAGCACAUUGUUUUGGAACCAGAUACGGCAGAUACCGAUUCUAUGUGGGCCCUUUGGAAAAAGUUAUUUUCGGAAGUCUUGGACAAGCAUGCCCCUGUCCGACAUAUUAGGAAAAGAAAAUCCGCUGUCCCGUGGCUGACUGGGGAAAUUAAAAAAAUGAUUUUUGAAAGAGAUAAAUUAAAGCGUAAAGCAAUGGUGACGGGUUCCCGUGUUGCCUGGGAUGAGUACAAAACAACUAGGAAUAAGGUUAAUAUUUCCCUACGACAAACUAGAGCAGAUUAUUUUCGUACUAAAAUAUCCAAUCAAAACAAUAAUCCGAAAAAAGCUUGGAAGACUAUCAACAAUUUACUCGGUCGUUCUUCAAGUAACACCGUUGUAAGUGAAUUAAAGUUUAAUGAUGCAAAAAUUACCUCAUCUGAAAAAAAUGCCAAUGCUUUUAACACGUAUUUUACCGAGAUUGGCCCUAAACUAGCUAUAGUUCUAUGGAUGAUACUGACAUAACGUUUGAACGUUUCGUCAAACCAGCUACAUAAAAAAUGUCACGUUUUAAGUUAGUUUCACAUACUAAAGUAUACUUAAGCUUCUUAACGAUGAUGAUAACUUGAUACUUUCUGAAAUGGUUUUCGUAAAUCUCAUUCAACUGCUUCGGCUCUUUUGGAUUGCACGAAUAGUUGGUACGUUAAUAUAGACAGGAAAAUGUUUAAUUUGAUUGUAUUAUUGGAUCUAAAAAAGGCUUUUGAUACCGUUAACCAUGAUAUUUUGAUGCGUAAACUUGAGUUAUACGGCAUCACUGGCAGCGCCUUAACCAUGAUGCAAUCAUAUUUGACUGAUCGCAAACAGAAAUGCCAACUAGGAGAUGUAGUAUCAUCCGAGCGGCAUGUGACAUGCGGUGAUUCCUUAGGAGUCCAUUCUUGGUCCACUUCUCUUCCUUUUAUACAUAAAUGAUCUUCCGGAAUGUCUUAAUCAAACAACCCCUCUGUUAUUUGCUGAUGACACCAAUAGUUUCGGUAGCUGGUGAGCCCGGUCCAUAUAGAGGAGGUUGAGUUGGCCAUGAAUAAUGAUCUUCUUUGUGUAAAUGCAUGGCUUUUGGCAAAUAAAUUGAGUCUCAAUGCUUCAAAAACCGCAUUUAUACUUAUUGGUUCAAGUCAUAGAUUAAAGAACCUUACCAAACAGCCGAAUAUAAAAAUAGAUCAAGACAAAAUUAAGCAAGUUCACCAUAGUAGACUACUUGGGGUUGAAAUUGAUGAAAAAUUGUCUUGGAACAAGCAUGUUGAAAACGUAGCCAAAAAAGGCUACUUCCGGCAUGGGAGCAAUAAGAAGAAUCCGAGAUUUUGUGGAUAGAGAAACCUUGAUCUCUAUCUACAAUGCAUUAGUUUGUCCUCAUUUUGAUUAUUGCAGUGAGGUAUGGGAUACCCUGGGCAUUGGUCUUUCAACUCGACUUCAAAAACUUCAGAAUAGAGCUGCAAGGAUAAUAUUGAGUAUGAAAAAUGAUACCCCUGGAUUAGAAGUAUUUUCUGCUUUAGGGUGGGAAACUCUUGAGUCUCAACGAACCAAGUCAAAAGCAAUUCAAAUGUAUAAAGUUUUAAAUGAUUUGGCUCCAAACGCACUUGUCAAUCUUGUGCGCAAAAGUGACAUCACAGAUUAUGAGCUCAGGGGCUCCACUACCUCUCUGCAAAUACCUUUUCCCAGAACUGAAAAUCUAAAAAAAUGUUUUUCUUAUGAUGGGGCGAAAUUGUGGAAUUCCUUACUGAUAUGACUUUAAUUCCCUCGGCCUUAUAAAUACGAACAACUAUUAAUUGUGGACUUGCAGUAUACAGUUUUUGUUUUGAAGUUGUAUCAUGGUAAGUCACACACAUUUUUGGCAGUCAACGCAGUCAAAUAAAGCCAUAAACAAAAAUUUGAAUAAUGCAUAUUACCAUUAUUAAUUAAAAUACGAGUAAUAUAUACGAAUUUAGUAAAAAAUAUAUGAACUACAGUAUACUCGUAGUGUUUUUUUUUAUAUUAAUGUAUCAGUAAGGAUAACUUUAACAUGUAAGAUCAUUGAUCAUAACAACCUUUUAAAACUCAUAUAAUGAAGGAUUACCAUUAUGACAACUUCGAAAUAAAAACUAUAUGCUGCAAGUCCCCAAUAGUUGUUCGUAUUUAUCAAAUCACCGACUGAGACCUGCUUACAAAGUCUGAUUUAAAAUAAGGAUUGAAAAAGAGUCAGUAUAAAUAAUUCUCACUCCUUGAUAACCACCAUGCAUUUGAAUUUUGUUAUGUGAACUUUGUAAGUUCUUACGAUCACUAACAUGCAGUGACGUCAUGUCAUUUUGAGGCCAGUACGCAAAAUAACUUCUUCCACCUGCUAUAUGUAAUAUGUAUAUAUGUAUUUACUCAAUUAAAUUUUUGGUGCUGCGGCGCUUAUUAGAAGGUAGCGUUUAUUGAAGGACAUCGUUUAUUGUAAAUCUGUUGGAAAGAGAACUGAAACGAGUAGAGCAAUGAAAUAUAGUCACUUAGUCAAACUAAAAAAAAUAAUUGUAUUCAAAAAGAAUAAAUUUGCAAAGCUAAAUUUCCACAAUUUUCAGUAGUACUGAAUUGCUGAACAUUGGAUUUUUUUCAACAGGGAUGGACUGCAAUAAUACAUCAGUGAAGAUAAAGGAAUUGAUUCAGCUCCUGUUUCCUCGUCAGCUAGACAAAUCUGAUUGGUUGGUAAAAUGUCUUGCAAUCCUAAUAUUCAUUCUAAUCUUACUUAUCCCAGUACUCCUUGUAUGCUUUGGAUACCAUUUGCAUAUGCAGAUGGAUCCAGAGAACUACUUCAUAUAUGACGAUUAUACAGGAAAUGGUACACAGUUGACAAGGCCGAUGUGGAUGAUGUUUCGGCGGGGGACAUGCCCACAUGAUGUAAACUCGUUUGGCUCAACUUUACAGCCGAAGGUUUACAACUUGACGUUCCAGACAUGAACGGUCCUGCCUAACAUACAAUAAUUGUUGCAAAAAUACACGUGUGAAAAAAGAAUGUUCCAAAAAAUACCCCCAAAGAGAAACAAUCUGGUGGUACACAGUGACACAGUCAUGAUGGAUAGAUAGAGACUUUAUUUAAAGAGGGUAUAUAGGACAAUACAUUUAUAAUAAAUAAGAACAUUAGCUAUAUUAUAAUUAUAUAUUACUUAAAUUUGAAAUCAGGAAAAGAUGUAAAUUGUUUAAAUUCACUCUGGUGCGUAUGAUAAGGUUGCAAAACUGAAGGCGUCUUGUGAAGUGUUCGAUGCAAAGAUAGAUUGCCAGGAAACGACAAGUAAAAAAAUAAGUAGGGCGCAUUGGGGCGCAUUGCGGCUCAAUGGGUUAAGGAGGUGAAACGAGGGAAUAUCUCAUUUUAUAAGAAAAAAAGAGUUAUUCGUCUUUUUUAAAUAUAUUUGAUACACUUAGAAUUAGAAUAAAGUGCUAAUCUCUUCAGUGUGACCAGAUGUUUUUCGGUGAUUAUUACCAAAGUUGUGCCGAGGUAAAAAUAUUGUAAUGAUGAUAAUGAUAAGAAAUAACACGAAAUAAUAAUAUGUAAGUAAUGUUUACAACAUGAGCGGCCGUGUUGUAUCAGAUAUACAAACUCGAGCUGAAGGCGAGAGUUUGUAUAUCUGCUAAAACACGGACGCGAAUGUUGUAAACAACUUAAAAAACGACUCAGCUUAUGAGUUCAUUGGCGAAGUAAUUUUAAAAAUAAACGUUGUGAAAGCCGAGAAAAUCAAACUUAAAAUUUAUGUAAAUCAACAUGAAUCGGUAUCACAUAUACAGAUACGACACGCUUAUGAUCAGUUUUCUUUGUGUUUUCUUCAUGAAUUAUUAAUGAGUUUUUAAUAAUUAAUACAUGAGUCGAACCAUAAUAAGUAAUAACAUGUAGUAAUAAUAACAUAAGGGUUGAGUCGAACCAUGAGGGUUGAGUCCAGCCCACCCGUAUAUACAAUUAAUGAACGGUCCCUAAGAGAUCCUAAGCGAAAUUUAGGUUUUUCAGCCAUUCAAAAAAAGUUGUCCUUUGUAGUUUGCAAACCUUAAACUUUAUUAACCUUAAAGAGUGCAAAGCUUAAAUGGGAGCACACGUUUCAAACCUAGUAGUUGAAUAUUGCAGAUAUUUUCCAUGUCUCUGCGAAAUGGGCCCCAUACAAUAAUAAUAACUUUAUUCCAAUCAAAAUACCAAUAUUAAAUGGUGAAUACAACAUGUAGGAAUACAACAUACAUGAUUUCUAAACUGUUAAAUGAUGCUCCCAUUAUGCUUUGCAAAGAAAGAGUAUGCUUUGCUUAGAGUUUAAGGUUUAGUUUUUAGAGUUUAAGGCUUGCAAAGGACAACCUUUUUCUGAAUUAGCUGUAUAUAUAUGAGCGUGCUCAUGAGAUACCAAAAUAAAGUAUGCUCAUAAGCAUGCUCAUAUAUGUACCAAAAUCCAAUACGCUCAUGAGCAAUCUCGUAAAUACCAAAAUCCAUUAUCCUCAUAAGAAUGCUUAUCGGCAUUUUACUGUAUUUUGGUAUAUAAAUUAACGUGCUCAUGAGCAUACCAAAAUAACGUAUGCUCAUAUUAAAGCACGCUCAUAUAUGUACUAAAAUCCAGUACCCUCAUAUAUAUCAAAAUCCGUUGGCAUGCACCCCCGGGAAAAUUUUGAAGUCAAGUCCCUGAAACACUAUUUCAAGCAUUUUUGGGGUAAAAUCUUGCAGACAGACAUGAAUUUUCCCAGACAUUUCUCCUCGGAAUUAAAUAAACAGUUGGAAAAGUCACUUUGAAAACAGGAGGAGGGGUCAGUGUCACCAUAUUUCCCCUCUGUGAUGCUGGGAGGAGAAAUUCCCAAUGUGAUUUUGAUCAGAAAUGUUGCAUUUAAACUAAACUAAAUAUAUUCUUCUUGGAACCAUAUUUACAACUGCUUUAACAAGAUUUUACAAAUAAAGUUUCUCCAGUAACGUCGUCGUUUUCCUCAGCCGAGAUGUACUUAGUCAGUUUCAGCUUCGAGCAUGUAACGCGUACCCCCGCCCCAUUUCUCUACGGAUUUAGCCCUUUUGAGAGAAUGGGUUUUUUGGGGGGGCGACCGCUCGUCCCCGCCACUGCUCUAAUCAUAACGUUCCCGCUUUUUUGUGCUUUUUUUCAAAUAUACAUUUGGUAAUGAUUUGUGGCCGGGCAUAUUUUUCAAGUUCGCCCGUUGUGGAUAUACACUCAGAGUAACACCACAAAUAUCAAUAUCUUAUUUUUCACCCUGCUCGGUUUCCUUUGUUCUUAUCGGGGAAUAUAUUCAAUAUUCCACUCUAUUCAAUUUCCGUUUAAUAAUCCCCUCUAAUAUUCACCUGCAAUUAAUAAUCCCCUCUAAUAUUCACCUGCAAUUAAUAAUCCCCUCUAAUAUUCACCUGCAAUGUCUUUGCAGCACAAAAAAUGAGAAAAAACAACAUCGCAAAAGCAAUAUGGCAUUGAGAAUUAUUUCUUUUCUGACUCAUUAACGCUACCUCGCAGUGUGAAAAAUAAGUACGUUAUUUUGAGGCACCUCGGGGAUAUGUGUUUAUUCACCUCGGCGCUGCGCGCCUCGGUGAAUAAAUCACAUAUCCCCUCGUUGCCUCAAAAUAACCUAUACAUAUUCACAUUGGUAAAUUGUUAACCCCCCCCCCAGUGAACUGACCCCCCAAUAAAAAAAUUCAAUAUGGCCGAUAAUGCGAAGUGCAUUUACGAUAAACAAACGGAAAUUUUAUGCGAUUUAUGAAACUUUAUUCUAAUUAUAAGACGGAUUCAAGGAAACUGGUCUGUUGAUUUAUUUAAUAUGGCCUUUCGGACUCGAUAAAUUUGAGAGAAGCCGUUCAAUUUCAUACUACAAGUCAAAUAUGAGCGGUGGACUCGCUCCUAGCAAGUCGACAAUUUACGUUGGAAAUUUGCCUUAUUCUCUGACGAACAAUGAUUUGCACAAGGUCGGUAUUUUUUUGUCGUGUUAUUGUUGAUAUUGUUGUGGCUUUUGUUGGUUAGUUGUUGUAGUUGUUUGAUAUCUAAAUGCUUUUGUAUUGGUUUUUUUUUAUGAUGUGACCCAAAUAUAGGCAAUGUAUUUAAUAAGUCUAGCCACGACGAUGAAAUAACGAUAUAUACAUAAUUGAAAAUGCUUGGUUAUCUUCGGUCCAUGCGUUUACAUUAUCAGAACAAUAGACCAUUGGAAAAUAGAUUUUGUCCUGCUUUGUAGAAUUGGUACAAAAAGGUAUUUUUCUGUGCAAAUAUAAAAUAGGGCUAGCACCAAUGUGCCAUCCCUUACCGGCUGUCCCUAUUACUUGGCCAGUGAGUUAUCAGAUAAUAUCUGGGCAGAAACUUGAGUUCAGUACUGGAGGAAAAUCUUCCAAGCACUGGGGGGAACCAAUCAAAACUGACCCAAAGACGAGAGCAAAAUGGUCACCGUACGAAAAUUUGUGGGGCUAAUAGUCCAAAGAACAAAUUGAUUAAAUUUUGGAUGAAAAUUGGAUGAGAAAUUAGCACAAAAGUUUGUCUUGCUUUCCGGGCAGACAAAACGCAAUGGGUGUAUUUAUGCAUGGUAUGUAACUUGUGCCCUCUAGUUUUUAAGGUGGAGCUUAUUAGAGAGAGGGGGGGGGGCUUUAUAGACCAUUGACUGUAAUUGAACUUUUCUUGGGUUUUUUUCAGAUUUUUGAAAAGUAUGGCAAAGUGGUCAAGUAUGUAAAUCAUAUAUUAAAUUUUUGGUGUAUUUAUAACUUUACUGCCAGAGUGAACCAGUGAUGUUUUCCAGGGGGAACGCGGGGGAACGCCGUCCCCCCACCUUUUUUACCAGGGGAACGGCGUCCCCCUGCCAAAAUCAAACAUGGGGGAACGGCGUUCCCCCUGGCAGGGAUUAACUAUGAGUGAAAUUCAGUGAACGCUGUUCGACACCGUCCAAUAAUUUUGGCUGUCACUUGUACAGUCAGUACAAACAUUGUACUACAUACGUGAUAUUUUUUACAAUAAUUGCUCCGCAGUCGAUCUAUGUAGAAAUACUUCAGAAUGUAAUUUUGUCACUAUUUUAAUCUCCCUGGAACUUGAUAUACUUGCAGAAAAUUCUAGCAGACUAGCUUGAUAUAACUACUUGUUGUCAAAAGUGUGGAUCGCGUCAGGCAGCAGCCCAGCAGGAUAUAAUUACUCUAGUCUUUCGCGCAAUCGCGAAAUUAAUUAAACAUUAAAAUGAUCAAUUGGAACAUAAAAUGAUUCAAUGAGAACAUUAACAUGAUUAAAUGGGAAAAAUUCAAGGAUAUUUAUUAUCUAAGCUUAUUUAGUUACUCGCAAAAAUUUCAUAUUUAACUUGCAAAGUUGCCUGCUUGCCGAGUUGCCGCAUACUCAGUGCUCACAUAGCGCUAAUUGCAUCGUCGAAAUUCGAAAAACAACGUAGUUUUAUUUACUUUUUGGCAUCUACCGCGAGCAAGCUAGGUGUUUUUUAGGUAUCAUGUUCUACUAAAUCCACUUCAAAGAUUAAGCUAUUACGAGUAUGUACUUGUUCGCUAUGACCGUGCAUGAGGCCACGCCCAAUCGAGUGACCACGCCCAUUUGAUUUUCAAGAGCGUCCCCCCACUUCUAAAAUUAGGAAAACAUCGCUGGAGUGAACUUCAAGUAAACUUGACCUACCAUAUUGUUACACUAUUCUAGGGUAACAAUUGUAAGAGACAAGAUAUCGAGAGAAAGUAAAGGCGUUGCUUUCAUCUUAUUUUUGGACAGAGACUCAGCCCAGAAAGCUGUCAGUGCUAUCAACAAAAAACAGGUCUGUUUGAUGGAAAUUGCCCGACCAAUACAAAAAAAAUUUCCGUGAUAAAAUUCCUUGUAGUAUCAGCCAAAAAAAUCUUUGGAAUUAAUUUUCAGAUGUUUGGUCGCACUAUCAAAUGUACUAUUGCACAGGACAAUGGACGUGCUACGGAGUUUAUUCGAAAGAAAUAUUACCCAGAUAAAACACAAUGUUAUGAAUGUGGGGUGUGUAUAAAAGUUGUUUCAUGUUAAGAUCGGAAAGGUUAGUUUUUUAACCAAUCUAAUAUUUUCUGUCAAGGACGACGGCCACCUCAGUUAUAACUGUCCAAAGAACAUGUUGGGUGAUCGAGAACCUCCACCAAAGAAAGAAAAGAGAAAGAGAAAAUAUGAAGACGAAGAAGAAGAUAAGUAUGUCUCCAGUCCAAAAUCUAAAUCAAGUUUGAAAGCGAUCUUAAUCCACUCCGAUCAUGAGCGGCCGUGUUGUAUCGGAUAUACAAACUCGAAUGGUUUGUGAAACGUCUUGAUGAGAAUAUUCGUAUUCUUCAACAAUUUAAAAUAAAUUAAUGAUUUUGUAUAUAAACACCUUCACAGUUAUGAUUUCUUUUGUGUUUUCUUCAUGAAUUAUUAAUGAUUUUCACAAUGUUUGUUAGUUACAACGUUUUAGGUCAUUUUAAAUGGAAUUUGGUAAGGGUCUUCUCCAGAACAAGCAUUUUUCUGCGUGGAAUCAUAUACUACAUCCUGUAGAAGUAACCCCUUUAGAAGUCUAUGAAAGACAUAUCUUGAAAUGUCUGUGCCAGUGUAGGUAGUGCCAAUAAUAUGAACAAGCUUUCGUUGGUACUGAAAUUCUCCUUAUAUUUUUCAGGUAAUUGCAUCCCUACCAACGAAAGCUUGUUCAUACCAAAGACAUGUACAUUUGGUUUUACUUGUGCCCCUCUCUAUUUAGACAGCAGAAUGUUGAUGAAGAUGAGGACGAGUAUAUUGAAGAUCCUUACAAUGACAGCUUAAGUGCAGCAAUUGCUGAGUCGGCAGCUUUAGCUGAACGGGAACGAAGUACGAACAAAGGAGAAAGUUCGUCCCGAGAUGUCAAACAGAGGAAAACUAUCAAGAAAGAUUCUUACUUUAGCGAUGAGGAAGAUAGCAACUAA